This is a messenger RNA of Gilbertella persicaria, 1374 nucleotides long. RefSeq names its product triose-phosphate transporter family-domain-containing protein. Bases 1 to 1374 code for a protein of 457 amino acids. The record is from RefSeq and is a predicted model, not a curated record. Gene Ontology annotation, molecular function: antiporter activity. Gene Ontology annotation, cellular component: Golgi apparatus; cis-Golgi network; endoplasmic reticulum-Golgi intermediate compartment. Lineage: Eukaryota; Fungi; Mucoromycota; Mucoromycetes; Mucorales; Choanephoraceae. Gene Ontology annotation, biological process: UDP-glucose transmembrane transport. The transcript is spliced from 5 exons.
AUGACAACCCACUUGAAGACACACUAUAGUCAAAGCAGAGUGUCUGAAGAAAGCCAGUACUCGUUGCAAGAUGACGAUCCACUUUCUUUGCCAUCUGAAACUCUAUUAAACGAGCCUGCAACUAAAGAACGACAAGUACAACAAAGAAAAAGUAUCGUGAAAACUUCUGCUAUUAAUUUAUUCUGGAUCUUUUCAUGGUAUAUAUUUGCAACCAUUCUUUCAGUAUAUAACAAAUGGAUGUUUUCAGAGGAUCAUUAUAACUUUCGAUACCCUUUAUUUGUAACAAGUGUGCAUAUGAUUGUCCAAUUCAUCUUUUCUGGUACUUCUAUAUUACUUGUACCUCAAUUAAGGCCUACCAAAAGACCUUCAGUAUCAGACUACAUUUAUAAAAUUCUGCCUUGUGCAUUGGCCACCAGUCUUGAUAUUGGAUUAUCAAACCUAUCUCUCAAAACAAUUACGCUCUCGUUCUAUAGUAAGUCUUCUCACGAUAAGAUAGUUACUGAAUCCUUGUUAGCCAUGUGUAAAUCAUCCACGCUUGCUUUUGUGCUUAUAUUCGCAUUUAUUUUCAAGCUGGAAAAGCCUAAUUGGAAAUUAAUUUUGAUUAUUGUUAUCAUUACAGUAGGUGUUGUAUUGAUGGUGUCUGACGAAACUGACUUUAAUGUGGUUGGAUUUAUCCAAGUCAUGACAGCUGCUGCUUGUGGCGGUCUUCGUUGGUCAUUGACUGAAGUUUUGUUGCGUAAAGAAAGCAUGGGGCUCACAAAUCCUUUUGCUUCUAUCUUCUUUUUGGCCCCUUCACAAGCCAUUAUUCUACUCAUCAUCUCUGCUGGGGUAGAAGGUUAUGUUACUAUUUUCAAGAGCGCCUUUUUUAUUACGUUUGGCGAAGGCAUGCACACUAUUGGUAUUAUACUAGCAGGAGGCAGUUUGGCAUUUUUUAUGAUCAUGUCAGAAUUCUUUUUGAUCAAGCGUACCUCUGUUGUGACACUGAGUGUUUGUGGCAUCUUUAAAGAAGUAGCUACUAUCUUUAUUUCUUCUUUAGUUUUUGGUGAUGUCUUGACAAUUAUCAACAUUAUUGGUUUAUGCAUUACAUUGUUUGGUAUUGGAUUGUAUAAUUGGCUUAAAUUCAAAGUCAUUGCAGCGAAAGCACACAAAGAAACAGCAUCUCUCGAGACAGAAGAACAACAUAGAGUAGUGGACGGAUUACAGGAAGUAGACAGCGACGAGUUUGAUGAUAAUGAUAUGAUUCGGCACAACCAUAUGUAUAGCACAGUAGCUGAAAGCACGCCUAUUUUGCUGAUUGAUGGUGGUUUGACAAACUAUAGAGACAGUGAAGAUUACAAUAGACGCUCUACUGAAGAUAGAUUUGAAAUGAUAUGA